Molecule: messenger RNA, 5007 nt
Organism: Stegastes partitus (bicolor damselfish)
Lineage: Eukaryota; Metazoa; Chordata; Actinopteri; Pomacentridae
Gene: bmp3
Product: bone morphogenetic protein 3
Exons: 4
Coding region: 398-1786 (462 amino acids)
Biological process (GO): osteoblast differentiation
Cellular component (GO): extracellular region
Molecular function (GO): cytokine activity; growth factor activity
Source: RefSeq, a predicted model, not a curated record
GGGGGGACGGUUGACUGCUGGUCCUGAAAUCAACUCAGAGCUCCGGAGCGUCGGUGUUUUAGCAGCUCGCCUCUCCUGCAUCUGCUCUAUCACACCUUCUGCUGCGCGCCGGAACCUUUUUUUCUUGGUCAUUUACUGACUUUUUACAUUUUUUUAUUUGAAUUUUUAUUCUUUAUUUUUUGCGCAUUCACACCUGCGACUUAAUCCAAAGCAGAGAGACAGCUUUCUUGGAUAACUUCCCCUUCUUGUUUGUGACUGCUGUCAGAGGUGAUGCUAUCAUUUUGUCACAUCCUCAGGUGAUGGUAUGUCUCUCUGGAGAUAGGGGCCACUUUUGGAAACGUGCUAGGUUUUCCACAGCUGUUAUUUUUCCUGUUGCUACAUUUCCUCUGGUUCCAGCAUGGCACUCUACUCUCGGUUUGUGGUCGUGCUGCUUUACGGAUGGAGUUAUCUGUGCGUUGGAUACUGCGCGAUGCUGAAAACGGACAAUUUCCCCGAGAAGCGAAAGGUGGAUUUUACGCAUUCAGUGGAUAAAAAGUACACGACGAAGGAAGACCAGGACGCGCUUUUACAGGAUACAAUGACGGAGCACAUGCAGAUGCUUUACGCGAAGUACAACCGGGCUGGAUUUCCCUUCAAGGACGGCAACACUGUUCGCAGCUUCAAAGCGCACUGGGGUACGAUAAACAAGAAGCAGCUGCAGAUUUUCAACCUCACCUCCCUCACCAAGUCGGAAGACGUUCUGUCAGCAACCCUUCAUUACUACAUCGGAGACCUCCAGAACAGCACCGGCGGCUGCUCCAGGUCCAAAAGCUGUUCCCGCCACGGCCCCCGCAGGCACAGCCACAUCCACAUGGUCAUCUGGAGCUUCGGCUCCGUGGACAACAAGCUCAGGACUCUGGGACACUUUCGGAUCAACGUGUCCACCCUCUACAGGGACUUCAUAUCCUGGCAGUGGAAGGACGUAACUCGCGUGGUCAACCAGGCCAAGCACCAUGACGAGCUGCUCAUCGGGAUCGAGGUGGCCUCUCAGGGGCCCCAGCCAUGGAAGAAGCUCCUGUCGGACCGCUCGCCCUACAUCCUGGUCUACGCCAACGACUCGGCCAUUUCAGAACCAGAAAGCGUGGUGGCCACCCUCCAGAGACACCACUCAGUGGGAGGCGAGGGUUCCGUUUCUUUCCACAAACUGGGUCUGCGAGAGCGAAACAGCACCGAGCAGGAGCAGCCACAGCCCAGACACAAGCGCUCGGUGAACGUUCUCCUCCCGCUGCAGAACAACGAGCUCCCCGGACCCGAGUAUCCGUACGAGACCACCGGCUGGGACGAGACGAGUCCGUACGAACCCUUUGAGAACAAGCAGGCCCGCCGGCCGCGCAAAAAGACUCGCAAGAACCAGCGGCACAAGAUGCCCCUGCUGCAGUUCGACGAGCAGACGAUUAAAAAGGCGCGAAAGAAGCAGUGGAACGAGCCAAGGAACUGCGCUCGGAGAUACCUGAAAGUGGACUUUGCCGACAUCGGAUGGAGUGAAUGGAUUAUAUCACCCAAAUCAUUUGACGCCUACUACUGCUCAGGGUCCUGCCAGUUCCCCAUGCCGAAGGCUCUGAAGCCGUCUAACCACGCCACCAUCCAGAGCAUAGUUCGGGCGGUGGGCGUCGUCCCCGGCAUCCCCGAGCCGUGCUGCGUCCCCGAGAAGAUGUCCUCCCUCAGCAUCCUCUUCUUCGACGAGGACAAGAACGUGGUGCUCAAGGUCUACCCCAACAUGACUGUAGACUCCUGCGCCUGCAGAUAGUUUCCCUUCUCCUUUCUACGCCUCAUAUCGUAUAGUUAAAAAAACCCAAAAACACACAAAAACAACAUGUGCAGCCAAAAAAGACUCAAAGUCUCUCCUCCUGCUUCUUCAGUCUCGCUCAGAACAUCCAUCGGACUUCCCUCUGUUGCGUUGGAGGAGAGUGACUGGCUGCUGUUCCAGGCGAAGAGGAGUUCGGUCCGUUCACGGGAAGAAGAAAAAAAACGGACCGCGUGAGUCGUUAUUAUUAUCCUCGUGGAAGAUUACUGGAACGGAAAAGUCAAAUCUCCACAUGCAAACCGGCACCACUGUUAAUCUACGUAUUUAUCAUGGCUGCUCAGUUAUCCGUUUGGGGCGAUAGCAGGGUGGAUCACAAACUCACUGUCAAGCUACACAAACACCAACUGAGGCAGAAAACAAACAAACACAAAAAAAAAAAAACUGAAGGAAAAUUUUCACUUUUCAGGAAAAAAUAAAUAAAUCUCAGCUCGAACUGAUGCCUUCUUCAUAGCUUGAAGUUGUCUUUACCACAAGGUCACCUCUGCUCGCACUUGCAUGGUUUUUGUUACUAUGUGUAAGUAUUUAUGUCCGUACUAUCACUGUGUUUAUUCGCUAUACGAGAAAAGUUAUUGUAUAAUUAUUGGCUUGGCUGCUAUAGAGGGUUAUAUUAGAUUCCAAAGCCAGAAUUGUGACGUAGACGGUUAGUUUUUUUUGGAUAUUUCUGUUUAGAUUGUUGCUCGGAAUCCACAUUUUGAGAGCCGGUUGUACGCGGAAGAAUGUGGUCUUCGAUUGCGGCUGAAGUUUUUGAGGAGAGCCACUCUACCAUUUUGCUCAAACAUAAAGGGAUAAAGCGUAUGAAAAGGAGAAACUACUCCGUUGAACCAAGGCUGCCACCAACAAGUGUAAAACAACGGGACUCCAGAAGCGACUAGAUGCUUGUGGGGAUAUUUAAAACACUUUCUGGAUGUAAUAAGUCAAGCACAUGGUGGCAGACAGUUAACUCUAGUGGUUUCACUGAGGCUGAAAUCAGACUGAACUUGUUUUUGGGCAUUUUGUAAGUUCAGAUCAUGUUGCUAUCACAUAAUGUUCAAAAUCAUAUGUCGUAUUCACAGUGUGGACUGACGUUUAUGAAGAAAAACCAUUUACAAACUGCCCGAAUGCUUCUAGAAAUCUGCUUUUAUCGACAAAGAGAUUAGAAUAAUCAGUAUGGAGUCGAUACACACUGCUGGUCUGGAAUCAGUUUUGCUUCACGCAUCCUUCAGGCUCAUCGUUUUUGGUUGAAGCUCUGGGUUGAAACGGGUAACAUAUUAAAGGAAAAACAUCCAACAGAAAGUGUCUUCAUAAGGUGUUGCACUGUCACAUUUCGCCAGAGCAGCUUCUGUUCAACUUAGCAUUGCUUCUCCAAGUUUCUCCAGAAGAGAUGGAACAUCAUUUUUACAGGAAAAUAAAAGACCUCAUUUGGUGUUUUGAUGGUGGUGGUCCAAAAUCUCCCAUCAGCUGGGUUGAGAUCUGGUGAUUUACAUCAUUUUUAUCACAUUUUUGGGGUAACUUUGGGUGUCCACAACCAGGUUUUCCAGUUCUUGAGGUGUUCCCAGGCCAGAUGAGAUAUGUACAUUGAAAACCUCCAAAGGAAGCAUCCAUCACAAAAUCGGGCCAUUGGAUGAGAACGUUUGAAUAGCGUUGAAGUCAGCAGUGAGCUUGAGGUGUGGUGGUGCAGUGGGUUAGAUUGAUGACCGUCACCCUUCAAGGUCGGGGUUUGAAUCGUUUUUUUUUUUUCCAGAUUUCUGCCUACGUCUGCUUUAAUUUAAGGAAUUACUAAGAUGAACAAUGGACAAAACUAACUAGGACUGCCUGGAAAACCUCCAAAAGAAGGCAUCCAGGAAGUAGGGGAUGUCAACUUAUCUAAACACCAUUUCUACUAGCACAUAAAUGUUCCAUCGUAGCAUAAAAAUGAUCAAUCAGAACAACUUUGUGUUGAAUUACAGAGAGCAUCAGGCCUUUUCAUGCAUUUUCCUUUAAUUUGUCACCCGUCCGUACGUUCUUUAACAUCCAGAAGCAUCUUAAACUACCAUGUACGAUACGUUUAGGUGCUCUGCUAGCUGGUAGCUUUUGAUUUUUACAGUCAAAGUUACAUUUCUUUUUUAACAAAACCCAAAAAUGAUGAGCAGUACAUAACAUAGGUUGAGGAUCAGGGAGAGCUGAUCUGUUUUCUUGGGUCGCACAAGGCUGAUGUUAUUCUAUGAUAUUGUUAUUAUUAUACAGAGUGGAUUUUACAUAAAUCAUGAGACGGUGUGUUAUUUGAUCACUCGUGUCGUAACUUUGCCUCGAGUUGUGCGUUAUUGUCACAAAACCAAAUAUUUAUUCAGAGCAAAUAGACUUAAAUAUAGCAGCAAACCUUUGUUCUUGUACAUUGUUUUUGUAUAUAGCUCAGUACAACUAUGCCGAUGCCUCUUUGAGAUAGAAGUGCCUUUUCAGUGGGUGGAGUUCUGCUUUUUUUUUUUUUUUUUUAAAACAACAGUUUGAUUUGAUUCUGUCGCCUGAACUGAGCUCAAGUCAGCUGAGAAUAUUUUUUUAUGGUACAAAAUAGUAAACAAAGAGUGAACAUAGUGCAUAUUCUUUUGAUAAGUAUGAUUGCAAGUGGAAUUUAUUGCUGAAAUGUAUUUCACCGUUUUGAUAUUCCAGAGACAUUUAUUUUGUGUCGAUACCUAAAGGCAGAUUGUUUAACUUUAUAUAUUUUGUACUGACACGUUUUUUUUUUUUUUUUCAAGUUUCCUCAUCUUGUGCCGAUGCAGAUUUUCACGAGUCACUGUCGGGGCUUUUUUCUGCAUUUUGAGACUCAAACUUUUGGAGUGCAAGUAUGGAAAAGUACAUUUAUACACAUAUAUCAGCAGUUUAUAAGAGCGGCGCUGCUCCAUCUUAUCUUGUAAAUGUUACGCUGUAGGUGAAAAAAAAAGAAAGAAAAAGAAACGCUUGUACAAUAAGCUUCAUAAAAUAUAUUUGUAUAUGGAAAAGACCUUUAACAUGCAUCUAUUUAUUUUCUGUAUGUUGCAUAUCUUGUAGAGGUGUGGUCUGGGACAAAAAGGGGGACGGACGCUUGGAAAUGUCAAUGGUCUUUAUAUCUGUGAUGGACAUUUGUCACUGUGUGGGUUAAAGGUCUCCCUCCUCUGAGCUCGGACCCUCCUUCCAAAGCAUUCAAAGAAAUGAAUAAAAGUAUGCAAGACUCA